Molecule: messenger RNA, 2501 nt
Organism: Aaosphaeria arxii CBS 175.79
Lineage: Eukaryota; Fungi; Ascomycota; Dothideomycetes; Pleosporales
Product: Nucleotidyltransferase
Exons: 1
Coding region: 279-2399 (706 amino acids)
Biological process (GO): double-strand break repair via nonhomologous end joining
Cellular component (GO): nucleus
Molecular function (GO): DNA-directed DNA polymerase activity; DNA binding
Source: RefSeq, a predicted model, not a curated record
CUGCUUCGCACUGUUUGUAUCGAGUCUACCUACCACUAAAUUGCUUUCUUACCUUCAUCCACUUCUUCGCUUCCUUUCGUCUCCUUGGUCUUUAUUCGCUUCUCAUGAUAAUUACCGUGGUUUUGGAAAUCAAAUAUCCAUCCCUUUGAGUCUUAUUGGAUCUCAGAAUAUCAUGACUUCUAUUUCUCCUCCCGGUCGCAACCCAAUUGCUCACAGAACUAGCCGUGCCCUUACUUGACUUACUUGAUUAUUGGACUGUGACGUUGCACGCAUUGACGAUGGAUGAGUCCCAGACCCCCACCGAGGAGUCUCAAUUGGCCAUGCCCAAUCUCGACUCAGUCGAUUUAAGUACUAUACCACCUAUACUCGUGCUUUCGGCUCAUCUGAAAGGUCACGAGGCGAAAGAUAUCGAGGAAACGUUGCGCCGUCACGGCGCACAGCCCACUGACGAUGUGUCUAAAGCGAAGGUUUUCAUCGGCAAGGUCGGAACCAAGAAGCGGUCCGAGUUCGAACUUCGGGCUCGAAGAUUGAAGGUUGAGGAGUUUCUCGACCUGGAGCGCACGGCCAGCCCCGUUCAGGUCGACGAUGAACCUGCUAGUAAGAGAAGAAAAGUCGAGGGGUCUCGACAUACGCCCCAGGACGAGGCGAGGACACGGACUCAAGUCGCAGACGAUUCGGAGACUGAAGACGAAUUCCCGACAUUGAAGCGAGACACUCAUGCGGCAUCGCCGACAAAGUCUCGUGAAGAGUCUGAAGCACUGCCUGUUUUAUUUGAGUCGCCCGGGAGCGAAGAUAUUAUUUGGGUUAUCAAAGUCGGUUGGCUCAAUGACUGCAUCGCGAAAGGAACAAUCUUGCCCCUUGGGGUAAACUUAGUUUACACAGGAAAGGUUAUCGAGCGGCCACCGAGCUCGACAGCGACGCCCAAAUCCAUAAUUCCGUUCUUUGCAGGCAAGACCACCAAGAUUAUCCCUGCGUCACGGACAAACCUGGCUCCACGACCAGAAAGUGGCCAGGAUAUUCUGGAGCGUGCCAAAUCAGACUUAUAUGCUGUAUCCUCGAGACAUCAUCAUCAACCGACGCGGUCAACCAAUUCUGGCUCUCGUCGCUUCGACGGCGCCACAUUUGCGUCAAGUUCCACCUCACAUCAUGGCCAGGUUGCCGCGCAUACCGCCCAUCUUCUCAAGCAGUCCACGAGCGAGUAUGAAGGUGAUGACUCGGAUCUCCCACCUGCCCCUAAGUGGGUCAAGAAGGACAUCAAAUAUUCUUGUCAGCGGUUUACACCUCUGAAUGGGCCCAAUGACGAGUUCAUCGGCCUUCUCAAAAAGAUACGCAUAGCAAGGACUCUGAUUAAUGACGAAAUAGGAAUUCGUGCUUACUCUACGAUCAUUGCUGCUAUCGCCGCGUAUCCAUAUGAGCUUCGCCAUCCCCGCGAAGUGCUCCGCAUACCGGGGUGUGAUACGAAAGCUGCCGAGCUAUACGUCGAAUGGAAGAACACAGGUCAUAUCAAAGCAGUCGAUGACUUUGAAGAAGACGAGGCCAUGAAAGUCUUACGACUGUUCUACGAUAUCUGGGGAGUUGGCGCAAAGACAGCCAGGAACUUUUACUAUGGCAACCACUGGACAGAGUUAGAUGACAUCGUCGAGUUUGGGUGGAAUGAUCUUGACCGCGUCCAGCAGAUCGGCGUCAAGUAUUACGAAGAGCUCUUGAACCCAAUUCCCAGAUCCGAAGUCGAACAGAUAGCUGAGGUCGUGCGGCAGCAUGCUGUACGCCUACGAGACGAUAGGAUUACAGUGACCAUCGUCGGGGGUUAUCGACGAGGAAAGGCUGCAUCAGGCGAUGUCGACAUGAUUAUUUCGCACCAUGACCUGGAGUCAACCGCCAAUCUGGUCAGAGACAUCAUCCAGUCUCUCGAAGACGAAGAGUGGAUCACUCACACGCUCACCAUGAGUCUUCACAACACAGAAAGAGGGCAGUCCACUCUACCGUUCCGCACGACCAGAGCCGCUGGCGCAGGCUUUGACACUUUAGACAAGGCACUCGUGGUCUGGCAAGAUCCGCACUGGCCGACCCGGGAGCGGGAUCUCGCAGAGAACCCAAGGGCGAAGAAUCCGAACAUUCAUCGCCGCGUUGAUAUUAUCAUCGCGCCGUGGCGGACAGUAGGCUGUGCUGUCAUGGGCUGGAGCGGAGGGACGACUUUCCAGAGAGACCUUAGAAGGUACGCCAAAGCGAUCAAAGGUUGGAAGUUCGAUAGUAGCGGCAUCCGAGAUCGAAGCACAGGUGAAGUUGUGCAACUCGAAGGUCCCAACGGCGUCGAUGGCACCCCUGAAGAUGCGGAGAGAAUAGUGUUUGAAGGCUUAGGUCUUGAGUAUAUACCUCCAGAGAUGCGGUGCACGAACUGAAGUCCCCGGCUUGGACACAUGCGUAUAUCCUGUAUAUACUUGAUAUUCUUAUGUACAUACUUCGACCUAACGAGCGUUUUGCAAUCGGAUGCCAUGUUCAUU